UUUCUUUAAGAUUAGACGAGAACAGCAGAAUCAGCAUCAACGAUAAUCAUCAGCAAUAAUGGAGUUCCCCUUCGGUCAUCACCACCACCACCACCACCGCAGAAAUGAUGAAGAAGAUGACAGAGAAAGGCCACACUACCCGCCACCUUCCGCCGCUGAAUUUUCCGAUCCUCCACCACCACCACCACCCUCUUACUACCAACACAACGAGUUUGAACCACCGACUCGAGUAACCCACACCCACCACUCCGCUGGCUUCAAUCAGCAAGACCCAGAUUCCUUCAAUUACCAACCACGGCCACCCACCCAGGUCACCCAUCUGCAUCACUCCGGCGAUUACCCACCGGAGUCAGGCUACCACAAUUACCCUCCAGAACCAGAAAUGACUCAUGGGUAUCGUCACGAUCAGCGACCAGGUUAUCAUAAUUAUGCCCCCGCACCGGAAACAGAAGUGAUCCAGUUUUCUCAUCAAGGGAAUCCCGACUCUUAUCGACCGGAAGCUGAGACCCAUGAUCCUUUCAGGCCUCAUCUCCCUUCUUUCCUGCACCAGCACACUCAUCAGUCAAGUGGUGAUGGAUUAUCCUCUAGACGCACUGUUAGGGUUUUUUGCAAGGCGAAUCCUGAUUACUCUCUCGCCAUCAGAGAUGGCAAGGUCAUUCUUGUGCGAUCUGAUCCAAGAGAUGAGUACCAGCACUGGUUCAAAGAUGAGAAGUAUUCAACAAGAGUUAAGGAUGAAGAAGGCCUACCCUCCUUUGCUCUGGUUAAUAAAGCCACUGGUGAAGCCAUGAAGCAUUCCAUUGGAGAUACUCAUCCUGUGCAGCUGAGGCCUUAUAAACCUGAUGAUUUUGAUGAGUCUGUACUGUGGAGCCAGAGCAAGGACUUUGGUGAUGAUUUCAGGACCAUAAGGAUGGUUAACAACACUCGGCUGAAUGUUGAUGCCUUUCACGGGGAUAAGAAAUCUGGCGGUGUUCGUGAAGGCACUAUAAUUGUGCUCUGGAAAUGGAAUAAAGGAGACAAUCAGCUUUGGAAGAUAAGGCCUUUUGACGCAUAAUUGGUGGUGUUGCUGGCAUGGACUAGCUAGUAUUGUGUUUGCAAGACUUCAGUUGCGGAUUGGUUUUCGAUUUUCUCCCUUUCUUGGUGCUUCCAGCAUGAGACUCGGGAUCUCUUGGCAAGUCUAUGACUAUGUGGUUGGUGUUUUCUUUAAUUAGAUUAUGUGGAUGUAAUUUACCUUGUGUGAUUAAUAUCUGCCCCCGAGUCCCUCCUUGGUGAUGCUUGCAGCAUAUGCCAUUUUAUGUUACUUUUAGACUAUGUGCUGUGCUUGCUCUUGAUCUAUUUAUAUCUAUCUCCUAUUUAAAACUU
Carica papaya (papaya) is the source of this 1359-nucleotide messenger RNA. It is a transcript of the gene EULS3, whose product is annotated as hydroxyproline-rich glycoprotein family protein. The record is from RefSeq and is a predicted model, not a curated record. Lineage: Eukaryota; Viridiplantae; Streptophyta; Magnoliopsida; Brassicales; Caricaceae.